Molecule: messenger RNA, 790 nt
Organism: Vicia villosa (hairy vetch)
Lineage: Eukaryota; Viridiplantae; Streptophyta; Magnoliopsida; Fabales; Fabaceae
Exons: 1
Coding region: 156-623 (155 amino acids)
Biological process (GO): shoot system development; root development
Source: RefSeq, a predicted model, not a curated record
AUGACCUACUAGAAGGAUCACUUAGGAUCUUGGAUAUCUGCAGUAUAGCUAAGGAAUGCCUUUUGCUAUCAAAGGAAAACACGCACGAACUACAAUCAGUCAUCAGAAGAAAGAGAGGAAUUGAAACCGGAUUCAAAGUUGAGGGUGUAAAAUACAUGGCUUUGAGAAAGAACAUGAAGAAGCAAAUUCGGAAGGCAUUGGCAAAUUUGAAGGCAAUGAAGUUGAUUGCUUGUUCCUCAAACAACAAAGACAAUAACUCAUCAACUAUGCUAGGAUUCUUGAAAGAAGCAGAAACAAUCACUAUAACCUCACUAGAACAUCUGUUGCUGUUUAUCUCAGAUCCAAAAGGACAAUCAAAAAACUGCAGAUGGUCAGCAAUAUCCAAGUUGAUGCAUUCUAAAAGAGUAGUUUGUGACUCACAAGAAUCAGACACAAAUGAAUUUGAAAAGGUGGAUGCAGCUUUGCAGCCACUCAUCAGCAACAAGCUUCCAUGUCCUGAAAAUGUUCAAAGUCAACUGGAAAAUUUGGAGAUGUGCAUUCAAGAUCUAGAAAUAGGAGUUGAGGGCAUGUCAAGAAAAUUAAUUAGAAAUAGAGUUUCACUACUUAACAUAUUCAACCAUUAAUCAUAGUGUCUAUAUGAUUUUUGUGCACUCAAUUUUCCCCCAAUGAGUGUUACAUGCUUACAUAUCUGUACAUGAAUGUGAAUACAUCUUAUUAGUUCAACAUCUAUCUCUCUUGAUCAGUUCCCUUCAAAAUAUUUAUCUUUCAAUUUCACUUUUUCACUUCAAGA